CUUUCUGCUCGUCCGCCAUGGAGAGUCUCGAGUCUGCGCUGGGCAAGAUCAGGCCACACACGCAGUCGUCUCUGGCGCACCAGAAGGCGCCUGCUCACCUGCUGCAGGCGAUCGAUGGGACGCUGGCUGAACGUGAAUCGGAGCGGACGUCGACUGCAUACUUUGCAGCGAUUGUGACUGCACUGGACUCUUCUGUCGGGAAGAGACAGACGUCGCUCGGAGACGGCGAUCUGCUGCCCGCGGAGCUGUAUCUGCUUGCGCUCGUCGCCCCGUUUGUGCCCCAGAGUGUGGUCCAGGCCCAGCUGUGGACCACCCUCGAGCUGCUCGCCCCCCUCUUUCCCUCGCUCACAGACCAUGCACCCCCGCUCCGCUCGUGGAUCGCCGCCAUCCAGGCCCUCGUCUCCUCCGCGGACCGCUCCCAGCUUGACAAGACGCCGCUCGUCCAGGCCUUCAACUCUGUCCUCCACCUCACCGUCGACCACAGACCAAAAGUCCGCAAACGCGCCGCAGAGGCAGUCAAGGCCAUCAUCGACAAACCACCCCUUCCUCUCGCUCGCCAUCCAUACUCUGCCCGAGUCGCACAAUGGGCACACACUGUUCUCGCAGCCGCAGCCGCAUCGCCCAUCGGUGCAAAGGGAAAGAGUCAGCAUACCCCAGAGACAGCCAUCCACCUCAUCCAAUUUCUCAGGACCGCCCUCCCUCACCUCCCUCCUCCCACCAUGCCCGAGUUGACACCGCCCCUCCUUUCCCUCCCACGCCUCGGCAACCCGUUCCUCUCCCAAUCGUCCUACGCCCUCCUCGCCGAUCUCCUCGCUCCCUCUCAAUCCAAACACCCUGACGAAUACACCACCAUCGACAUCGCCCCUAUCCUCACCGCCGUCCUCACUUCACCUCCCACCCCCAACGACAUAUCCCUCGCUCCCGCAUGGCUCGCCCUUCUCGCCGCAGCAGCCCACUCCGCCUCCCCAUCCCAGCUCACUCAGAUCUGGCGCGCCUCCUUCCCCCGUCUUGCCGCAGACGCCCGCGACGUCAGAUCCGCAGCGGCCAGCGCCUGCGUACGCGUCGCCUCUGCACCCGAGUUCCCCGCGAGCCAGCUUGUUCCGGAGGCCGUCAAAGACCUCUCAGGCGCUCUCGAGCAGCUCCAGUUCGCUCGUGCCAUUCCUGAUGUGCUCGGCGUCAUAGCUGCCCUCGUCUUUGCUCUCCGCAUAAGAGACGAAAGCGGGACUACCCACGCGGAGAAGCACGCGCUCCCGCUUGUCCGUCGUGCUGCCACCCUGCGCGUUCAGAAGGGCUUCGAGGCAAAGGAGCACGCCGAUGCUGUUCUCCGUGCUGCAUUGCAGAGCAUGGGCGCCCAAGUCGUCCUCGACGCCCUUCCACUCAACCUUCUUCCCGAGGAAAGAGCCCCAGGCGACAGCGAGCCCCGCGCUUUUCUCCUUCCUCUUCUCGUUGGCCCCCAAUCAGCUCCUCUCGCACACUUUGUCCAGUACUUUAUACCGCUCUCCAUCAAAAUGUUCGACAAAGCACAGCAGGCUUCCUCAGAGGCAGAAAAGAAGGUUUGGGAAGUUCUCGUGGGCCAGGUGUGGGCUGCUCUUGGAGGGUAUUGCUGGGGUGGAGGUGACUUGAGCAAGGCGCUCACUCCGGACUUUGCUCAACUCCUCACGCAAGUACUCUACAAUCAGCCUGAGCUUCGUUCUUCUGUUCUCAAAGCACUCAAGACGCUGGUGGAGAGCAACACGAUUCUCGCGAACUCGGAUGCUGAUUCUCAGCCUAAAUCGGAUGCAGCUGAUGGCGACGCGGACAACGAGGAGGACGGGGACGAGGAAGAAGAAGAGAAGGACGAGAACAAACACACUUUGAAAACCAAGGCCUGGCUCGAGAUUACCGCGACAACUUCCGAACAGGCCAAGGCCAACCUCGCUCUGCUCUCGAGCCAAGCCGAGAGCUGGCUCGCUGUGCUCUUCAAUGUAUUCGGUAGUGUGCCGCCACGGUCGCGCGGAGCAGUCGGCGAUGUUUUGCGCGCUUGGAUUGGGGUUGCCGGAGUCAAGGACGUGAAGAACGCGUACAAGAAAAUCAUGGGCAUGCUCGACAAGAACCUGCCCGCACCGGCCUCGGCACAAAAGGGCGGCAAAGGCGGGGCGCCGAAGAGCCUGCCGCACGAGGAUGAGGCCAGUGUGCCGAGCACGAUGCUCGACCUCGCGCUUCUCCUGCUGCCUGCACUCCCGCCGGCAGAGCAAACAAGCGCGUUCGUGGCGUGCGCACGUACACAGGUGCUUGGGUGCUCUAGCGGCGCUGUCCAGAAACGCGCGUAUCGCGUCUUGGCGCGGGUGGCCCAGGGUGGCAAGGUCGACGUGGGCGCUGUCGACGAAGACGCGCGGAUGGAUGCGGAUGGAGCCGUCGUCACUCCGACUGGAGGCGUGGAUGUGCUUCACAUAUUCCGGAGGCUGGAGGACACCGUGGAUGUUGUGCAGCCCGGUGCGAAGAGGGACCGGCUCGCUUUGCUUGCUGCUCUCGUUCCUCAUUUGCCUGACCGUGCGCUACACGCCGUCCCUGCGCUUAUACCCGAGGCAGUCCUUGGGACGAAGGAGCCUUCGGAGAAGGCACGCAGCGCGGCGUUUGCGCUUGUUGUUGCCCUCGGCUCGCGGAUGCAGGCCGGUGGCAUCGUUCGCCGUGGGCUCGUUGCUGGCAUGACAGACGGCGACGAAGCAAUGGACGGCGCGGAUGGUCAGGGUGAGGUGCAGGCGAACGUGGACGAGUUCGUGACGAUGGUUGCGGGCGGUCUUGCUGGUGCGAGUGCGCAUAUGAUUAGCGCCACGAUCACGGCGAUUGCACGGCUUGUGUUUGAUUUCAAAGACGACAUCUCGGUGCGAAUGCACGAGGAAGUCUUACAGACGCUUAUCGUCUUCAUUACCUCCGCCAACCGCGAGAUUGCCAAGGCCGCUCUCGGCUACGCGAAGCUCGCGGCACACGUCGUCGCCCCGGCGCCGCUGUCGUCUUCGCUCCCCGCGCUCGUGCGCGCCUUGCUCCGCUGGGCGGGCGAGCACAAGAACCGGUUCAAGCUCAAAGUGCGGCACAUAUUCGAGCGUCUCGUUCGCCGGGUCGGCUGGGAUGUAGUUAAUGAAGCCGUGCGCGUGGUUGGGACAGAAGGUGAGAGCAUGGAAGAGAAAGAGGAGGCCAGGAGGCUGCAGGAUGUCGGAGAGAAGGUGCUUGUGGGUAUCAAGAAGCGGAGGGAGAGGGCGAAGCGGAAGAAGGCUGCGAAGGAGGAGGAGGGUGAGAGCGAGGAAGAGGCCCAGGCUCCGGCGCGCUCUGGCGACGCGUUCGAGGAUGUGCUCUACGGCAGCGAGAGCGAGGCGGACUCGAGCGACGACGACGACGACGCACGGGGGCCUUCCAAGGGAGGCCGUGCCGCCGCUGCCGCUCAGAGGCAAAAUCAAAAAGGCGCCGGCAAGCGCCACGGGCUCGACGGCGGCAUGCACAUCCGGAUGGACGACGGUGACGAGCCGAUGGAUCUGCUCGCGGGCGCGUCGGCGCGGCUGACGAAUACGCACGAGCGGCGGAAGAAGCCCGGGCAGGACGCGCGCCACUUCAAGAUGGACGCGGACACGGGCAAGAUGGUCAUCGAUGCCGAGGAGGAGGGUGGCAAUGGCGAGGGUGCGGGUGCGGGUGGGGAGGAUGUGGAGGGUACAGCAUAUCGCGAGGGGCUGACGGGCGCUGACGGGUUCACGCGCGGGCCGAACGGGCGUGUCAAGUUCAACAAGGAUACGAAGAAGCGGCGGCGGGCGGAGGCAGAGAUGGGCGACGGGGAUGGGGAUGUUGAGAUGGGCGAGGCGAAUGUGGGGAAGAAGAAAAAGAAGGGAGAGCCGAGACCUGGUAACGAGUUCAGAGCUAAGAGAGCGGGUGGCGAUGUUAAGAAAGGUGGUGUAGACCCAUACGCCUACCUUAGCCUUUCGCAGGCGGCGAAGAAGAAGGGAGGUAAGGGCAUUGGCAUUGCAGGAAAGCGAUGAGGGACACUCGAGAAACUUCUUCCAACCAAAAGAGCACAUCGUUGCUCAUUCGACUCAUGGGCCAUUGCACGUUUUUGCAAGAUUAUAAAUUGCAUAUUUGUACAAAAUGCGCUCUUUUUUCUUUGCUGAGGGAUACAUACAUACCCGUCAUAUUUUCCAUCUUCACCCGGAUGAUCAUCCAUAGAGCGUCUGAUCGUGUGAUGUGCCAAAGAGGCCCUCACCCCAACUUGUGGGUUGUUUCCAGCUCUGCACGUCCGCACCGGCGACUUUGGCCGUAACGGCGGCCAUGAGGUGAGCAUCGGACCUGUUGUCGCCCUCCAUGACGUAUUGUAGAAGGGCAACGGUCGGGACGGACCACGCCGUGGGCAGGGAGGAGAGGAUGCGACGGGUGAGGCCGCCGCCGGGGAUGAAGGGGACACCUUCCUCUGCCUUGGGGUGUUCUGCGCCUUCAGGGAACUGUGGAACAGAGGUGUAACUUGGAAUAGGCAGAUCUCUGAUGUGCUCGAGAGGGGUUUGUGCGAGAGCUGGGGCGCCCUGAGGGAGGAUGUAUGAUGUCGGUGUCAGCAUCUGAGAAUCGGUACGGUUGGAGGUGUCGACGCCGCCGAGGAAGAUGACAGCAGCAGCCCCCGAGGACUUGACAAAGUCGAGGAGCGCAUUGACAAAAUCCUGCUUGAAUGCCUUGAGAGCCGGCGAGCGUUGUUGCAUAACCACAACAUUCUGGUCCUCCUUGCCAUAGACCUCGAGAGGCAUCGUGAUCCCUUCCUGUCCGUCCUCGCGCGCACCAACAACAGGCACGAGCCACUGGGGGUCGCAUACGCCGACGCGGGCGAGGUCGAGCGAGGCGAUGAGGAGAUCAGCUCCCAGCUGCGCGACAUUCGCGACGGAUACGACGGGGAUGACUAGGGUCUUGUCCUUGAGGGAAAGAUUUGAUGUUGGGUAGUAAAACGUCAUUGGAGGAGUGGGCAGCUCGAGGUCAAUAUUUCAAUUCUUGAGCUUAAGUGAUCGCGGCUUUCGC
Molecule: messenger RNA, 5016 nt
Organism: Coniophora puteana RWD-64-598 SS2
Lineage: Eukaryota; Fungi; Basidiomycota; Agaricomycetes; Boletales; Coniophoraceae
Product: NUC173-domain-containing protein
Exons: 12
Coding region: 18-4001 (1327 amino acids)
Source: RefSeq, a predicted model, not a curated record